Messenger RNA from Habropoda laboriosa, 582 nucleotides. RefSeq names its product tropomyosin-2-like. Gene Ontology annotation, cellular component: actin filament. Gene Ontology annotation, molecular function: actin filament binding. NCBI's taxonomy places the organism in Eukaryota, Metazoa, Arthropoda, Insecta, Hymenoptera, Apidae. The record is from RefSeq and is a predicted model, not a curated record. The coding region runs from base 1 to 582 and encodes 193 amino acids. Gene Ontology annotation, biological process: muscle contraction; actin filament organization. The transcript has 5 exons.
AUGCAGCAGUGUUUGCAGAAUCUGGAGAAAUCCGAGGAACGUCGUUUCACCGCUCAAACUAAGCUGACGCAAGCGAUGGAAACGGCGGAGGACGCAAAACGUAUCUGCAAGGUGUUGGAGAACAGAAGCAAACAGGACGAAGAGAGGAUGGAUCAUCUGAUGGCGCAGCUGAAAGAAGCGAGAUUGAUCGCGGAGGACGCUGACACAAAAUCGGACGAGAUCUCGAGGAAAUUGGCUUUCGUCGAGGACGAAUUAGAAUUUUUUUUUGCGAGGCGUAUGUACGAUGAAUCGAAAAUUAUGGAACGCGAGGACGAGUUGUUCAUUGUUGGUAAUAUAUUAAAGUCUCUAGAAGUGUCUGAAGAGAAGGCCAAUCAGAGGGUGGAGGAAUUUAAAACACAGCUGAAAGAGUUGAAGAUGAAACUGAAGACUGCUGAAAAGAGGGCUAUCAUCGCGGAGAAAAUGGUGAAAGUGUUCUCGAAAGAGUUGGAUGCAAGAGAAGAUUUCCUGUUCAGGGAAAAAGAGAAAUACAAGUACAUCUGCGACGACAUGGAUUCCACGUUCGCUGAACUCACCGGAUAUUAG